Cottoperca gobio is the source of this 2598-nucleotide messenger RNA. Its product is annotated as protein mono-ADP-ribosyltransferase PARP3-like. Gene Ontology annotation, biological process: double-strand break repair; protein poly-ADP-ribosylation. The transcript is spliced from 11 exons. Gene Ontology annotation, molecular function: NAD+ poly-ADP-ribosyltransferase activity. Bases 174 to 1763 code for a protein of 529 amino acids. Gene Ontology annotation, cellular component: nucleolus; site of double-strand break. The record is from RefSeq and is a predicted model, not a curated record. Lineage: Eukaryota; Metazoa; Chordata; Actinopteri; Perciformes; Bovichtidae.
CACCUCUUCCUCUGGCUGUAAAAGUGUCUGUAUAUCUGAGUCAAUAAGAAGUUUAGCCUCCUGUCCGCCCUGUGACAGCUUCAACAGCGAGGAGACCCUAUCUGCCUGCCCGUCUGCGCUCGUCUCAGCCGGGCUGACAUUAUUUAAAUCUAAAAGGGUUUUCAUCCAGGAUUAUGCCACCAAAGAGACGAGCUGCUUCUGCUGCCAAGGCAGGUGGGAAGAAGGUGAAGCAGGAGCCCGAGACACCAAAGCCAAAGGAUGCCUUCACCUCUGCAAAAGAGGCCCUUCUGGCUACAGGGCCACAGGUAAACCUGAAGAGGAAGAUUGAUGAGCACUGCUCAGUGUCUGGAGAGAUACACGAGGACUAUGACUGCAUGCUCAAUCAGACCAACAUUGGGCAUAACAACAAUAAGUUUUAUGUCAUUCAAGUUAUCAAAGGAAAAAACAGUUACUAUACAUGGAACAGAUGGGGGAGAGUGGGGGAAUUGGGACAAUCCAAACUAUCAGACCCGUUUAAUAAUCCUGAGAAGGCUGUCAAGGACUUUGAGAAAAAGUUUAAGGACAAGACCAAGAACAACUGGAGCGAUCGGUCAAAUUUUGUGUUUCACUCUGGGAAGUACACUCUGAUUGAGGUGGAUGGAGAGCAGGAUGCUGAAGUCAAGGUGGACGCUGUCGAUGAAAAGAGUGUCAAAGUCACUAAAAAUGUCCAAGCUUGCACCCUCGACAACUCGACCAAGAAGCUCAUCGAGCUCAUUUUCAGCAAUGACAUGUUCAAGGAGGCGAUGGAAUGUAUGAACCUAGACAUCAAGAAGAUGCCUUUGGGUAAACUCAGUAAGAUUCAGAUUGCAAAGGGCUUCGAAGUGUUGGAGGAGAUUGAGGCAGCCAUAAACCAAAAAAGCAGAAGAGCAAAAAUGGAAGAACUUUCCUCAAAGUUCUUCACCGCGAUCCCACACAACUUUGGCCGGAACAGACCGCCAACCAUCGACGACAAAGAGAUUGUGGAGAAGAAGAAAGAGAUGCUUAUGGUGCUGGCUGACAUCGAGCUUGCCCAGACUCUGAAGUCAGAGACUGAAAAGGUUCAAGAAGAGAUGAUAGAGACGGUUCCUCACCCUCUAGACCAGGACUACAAUUCUCUCAAAUGCCCCCUCACUCUGAUGGACAAGGAUACAGAUACAUUCAAGAUCAUACAAAAAUACCUGAAAGCGACUUCAGAUGACUAUCAUAGACCAAAAAUUGUCAAUGUUUGGGACGUCAAUCGACAAACUGAGGGAGAGCGGUUUAGCGAGAAUUAUGGUCUUGAGAACCGCCGUCUGCUGUGGCAUGGUACAAACAUAGCGGUGGUGGCAGCUAUCCUUAAGAGCGGUCUGAGGAUCAUGCCCCAUUCAGGAGGCCGUGUUGGUCGCGGUAUCUAUUUUGCCUCUGAAAACAGAAAGUCUGCAGGUUACGUGCGCACCUCUAAAAAAACUGGAGUGAUGUUUCUGAGUGAGGUCGCCCUCGGCAAAGAAUGUACCAUCACUAAAGACAAUGGCUCCUUGAAGAAGGCGCCCGCAGGCUACGAUAGUGUGGUCGCACGAGGAAACGUCGAGCCAGAUCCAUCCAAGGACGUCUUCAUCACCCUGGAGGGUAAGAAGGUUUCUGUGCCUCAGGGUGAGUCCAUCGAACAGCCCCAGUUCUCAAAGAGCAGCUUCCGCAGCAGUGAAUAUCUCAUCUACAAAGAGAGCCAGUGUCGCCUUCGCUACUUGCUGCAGCUUAACAUGUACUAAUUCAACUCAAGGAAAGAAGAAGGUCAUCUGAUAGAGGAACGUUCCUCAUUCCCUCUAUAUAAGGGACUUCUUAAAAAAGCUUGGCUAUGUUGCUUUCUUAUAAUGAUAUGGUUAUUUUCUUAAUUCUUAUUACAGUUAUUGUUUGUGCAUAUGUCCCUAUCAUGACUCAUAAAUGAUUUCCCUGUGCCUAUGUUUUGCACACUGUAAAACUAUCCUGAGUGGGAUAGACUGCACUUCCAUUAUAACACAUGCUCCAAUGAAAUAAUGACAUCUUCACUUCUUUAAAUGUCUCAAAGGACUAUAGAUAUUUGCACAGUUUUGCUUUCAAACUACGUGCUGCACUUUGUUAUACUUGAUAUCUCAAUUCUGGUUUGAGUAGCUUACUUUUUACAUACUGCAUUAUUUAAUCCAAGUGACAACGCUUGUAUAAACCUGUCCCUCAGAGAGAAACAUCUUUAAAGACUUUGCCGCAUGCCUUUGCCGUUAUAGACAUUUGACUAAUGUUAUAUAGCAGAGCCCGAGUAUAAAUGGUACUCUAUGCAUAGAUAUAUUUACAGUUAGAAGUAUGAAGUGCAAUUUGUGGCUAAUAUUCAAGCACUUUUACUAAUCUAAUAUUUAAAGGAAGACUCUGAAAGUGCUUCUGCUAUGCAAAGUUAUGUCACAUGUAAGUCAUGGAACAGCUUGGUCAAAUGUCUUGCCCAGUAGAUCUUCUAGCUUUGUUCCAAAUGCCACCAUAUGGUGUCAGUAACGAGAGUCCCUUUGGAAUGUAACUGCAUUUUUGCACUAAGACAUCACUUGUACCAAUGAUUAGUUAAUAAACUAAAGUGCACUUCCA